AAAUUAACGGACUUAUUAAUAAUGUGUAUAUAUAUACAUUGGUUGGCCUUUCUAAACUGUUGUCUCAUUAGUAAACUACUAAACUCUGAGUUCUAAAAGUCUCAAACCUCCAAACACUCCCUAGCCUAUCAACCGCCGGAUUUCAACUGUCGUCUGUAUUUUCCGGUGGUCGGAAAUUGAAGAGAAUAUACAAUGCCCAACCUUAAUCAUUGUUUCUCGAAGUCAAAGGUUGAAUCAUCUGCGCCGUCCAAGUCUACGUUAAAAGAAACUCGAGAUCAUCACAGCCGUCCGUUUCUCAAUACCACCUUCAUCAAGAACUUCAACUCCCUCUACGAUUUCACCUUGGAAUGCACGCCGAAUUCAAAAUCCUUCGCCGCCGCCGCCGACGAGGAAGAAGCUGACUUGUCUUCGUCGGAAUCCGCCGCCGCCGACGAGGCCGCCGCCACUCCCGACCUGGCCACCGUCCUGGCAUCCCGGCGGUUCUUCUUCUCCUCUCCCGGCCGGUCAAACUCCAUCAUCGACUCCUCCUCCACCUCCUCCUCCAUAGCCUCGACCUCAUCCUCCUCCCCGACGGCGAACCAGCAGGACCCGGACGCCCUCGUCGACGGCAGCGUCGCCAUUCCGACGAUCUCCCCGGACCCGUUCUUGGAUUUCCGGCGGUCGAUGCAGGAAAUGGUGGAGGCGCGCCAACUGAUGGAUGUGAGAGCCAACUGGGACCACCUCCACGAGCUCCUCAUGUGCUACCUAACUCUCAACCCCAAAAGCGCCCACAAGUUCAUCGUGGGGGCCUUCGCCGACCUUCUUGUCAGCCUCAUGCCCCCUCCCUCGCCGCCGCCGCCGCCGUCCGACGAUCACCGGAAACCGGAAUCCUCAUCCCGCGGUAACAAAAGUAAGAUUUCCCGAAAUUUCAUGUAAUUACAAACAUUUGUAUCAUCAAAUGACUCAAUUUCUUAUUGUAAUCUACCUCCAUUCAUCAGUUCCCCAUUAAUCACUUCUUGUACACAACAAAAACAUUAAUAACCCCAAAACUUCAACACACUGUAUAAAGUCGUAUGCUUUUUAACUUCUUACUUAUCGAGAUAAACCAGUUUA
Molecule: messenger RNA, 1092 nt
Organism: Ipomoea nil (Japanese morning glory)
Lineage: Eukaryota; Viridiplantae; Streptophyta; Magnoliopsida; Solanales; Convolvulaceae
Product: transcription repressor OFP12-like
Exons: 1
Coding region: 193-915 (240 amino acids)
Biological process (GO): negative regulation of DNA-templated transcription
Source: RefSeq, a predicted model, not a curated record